AUGUUCAAAACUUGUUGUGCUCCACCAGAGGUCAUUAGAAAUGUGCUCCUGCGCUGAGCCUGGAACUUUUAAAAAGUGACAGAGAAGCCCAACAAUUACCUAGGGGAGGUUUGAUCCCCGUGUAAGCAGCAUAGACUCGACUCCGUGGCCCCUUUAAAACUCAACCUUUCUGACCUUCUGUGAAAAGGCCCUCCUGGUCAAACAAACAAGCAUUGUUGAUGAAGAGCGGGAGGAGGUGUUGGACGUGUUGGAAACUUUGCCCUGCAGCAGUCAUGGCCACUGCCAGGCUUGAUUAUGUGGCUCCGUGGUGGACCUACUGGCUGCACAAUUUCCCACACUUCAAUUUCUCCCUCCUGUCGGUCGACAGCACUUUCAAACCGGAGGAUGGCAGCUACCAGCAGUCUUUGAUACUUCUCGCCUGCCUUGGAGCGGUAGGCCUUGGCUUCAGUUUGCUGUUUCUGGGUGGGUUUCUGGUGUGCUUGUGCUGCUGCCGAAGGAAUCUGGAUGAAGACACCAAAAGGCCCAACACCUGCUGCAUCACAUGGGUCGCUAUCAUCACAGGCCUCAUAGUAUGUUCUGCUGUAGGCGUGGGUUUCUAUGGGAACAGUGAGACCAAUGAUGGGGUGUACCAGCUGACCUACUCACUCUACAAUGCCAAUCACACACUGGAAAGCAUCAACAAUAUGGUUGCGACAUCUCGAGGGAGUGUGGAAACAGGAGUCAAACAGCACUUGGAACGCCUGGAUGAAAUCUUCGCUACCAAGCCGGAGUACCUUCAAGCUCUGCGCUUCAUGCGGCUGAUGAUGGGAAACAUCAUCCGUGAGCUGGCUGCUCUGCCAGACAUCAGCAAAACUAAGGUUGACUUGGCAGCUGUUGCAGAUCAAACCACUUUUGCUGAAUAUUAUAGAUGGCUGACUUAUCUUCUGCUGCUGAUUCUGGAUCUGGUCAUUUGCUUGGCCAUGUGCUUAGGGAUGGCUAAGCACUCUCAGUUUCUGCUGAUCACGAUCAUGGGCUUUGUUUUACUGUCUUUGGUGCUAAGCUGGGCCUCCCUGGGGACUGGCACUGCUACAGCUGUGGGUGUUAGCGAUUUCUGCGUGUCUCCAGACAAGUUCAUUGUUAACCAAACGAAGGAUUUCCUCAGUGCAGAUGUCGCGCACUACUAUUUGUUCUGCAGUACAAACCUGCCAAACCCUUUCCAACAGUCACUGACAGUCUGUCAGCGCUCCCUGACCACCAUGCAGAUCCAGAUCCAGGGUUUGCUACAGUUUUCUGUGCCUGUUUUCCCUUCAGCUCAGAGAGACCUUUUAGGCAUCCAGAGACUGUUAAACUCCACAGAGUUCAGCGUUCACCAGCUAACAGCCCUGCUGGACUGCCGUGGGCUGCACAAGGACUACCUAGAUGCCCUCAUCGGAGUGUGCUAUGAUGGGGUAGAAGGGCUCCUCUACCUCUCUUUGUUUUCUCUUCUGGCUGCCUGCGCACUCUCUGCCAUGCUGUGUGUAAUUUUCCGACUGUGGACAUUAAUGGGCAGCAGGGAGAAGGAGUAUGAUGACAUAGACGAGGAGGAUCCAUUCAACCCAGAACCCCGCCGCUUUUCAUAUAACCCCAGACGGUCCAACACUCACAGCUUCUGCAGCUACAUCAGCAGCUUUGGCAGCCAGGCCAGCCUUCACCCUCCUCCUCAGUCAUCCUCUAGUUCCACCGUCCCACCUCCUGAAUACAUGAAUCAGUCCAUGCUGUUCGGAUCCACCCCUCGAUAUGAGAACGUGCCACUGAUAAGGGGAGGGUCCCCGCCGCCGUCGUACUCCCCCAGUAUGAGGACCACCUAUCUGUCCAUGACUGACGCCCAGAUCAGACAUUUUGGCACUGACUUCCAGGUGUAGCCGACUCCCCACUGAACCCCUGUCAGUGCUUCAGUCUAAGAGUCUGAGCCCCUACAAAGACGGCUGUCUCUGUGGCAUAAUCCUGUUUACUGGAGAGACAGCUUGUCGUCCAAUUUGAGACAUAAAAGCAGGCCAUAAGAGGCAAUUACUUUUGUGACACAUCAGUGCAGUGCUUGGAAAGCCCUGAAUGUAGUUUCCAACAAAGGGUGUCUGUGCAGAUUAAUCUCAUGACUGCUAUUUGCAUCAUUCUUUGUGAAAAUACUGCUUUUCUAAUGUAUGUUUUUACAUGAUCCAAGUUCAGAACUGUUGGAGUGAAAGAGUUGGGGAAUAUUGCCAGAUAUAUGGAUCUUAAAUCUCAACAGUUUUGCUGUAUGUGUUGUGUUUAGCAGCAAAUAAAUAAUGACAUAUUUUGGCCUUUUUAGUAUGGUGCAAUAUAAAAUCCAUCUAGUACUAAAUAUUGUAAAUUUAUACCAAAGAGCCAAGAUGCCUUUAAGGGUAAAUCACAUAUUUGCAGCUACAAAAUAUCAUAAAUUUGUAUUGUUUUUUGUGUGUAAAGUGGGUUUAUUACAACAUAAAAAAUACAAAUAUGUGAAAGCACAGUCAUAGGUUUUCAAUUUUGUCAAAGUGAUUGAUAAAUUAAUUUAGUAAAUGUUUUUAUUUUUUCUCAGAGCUGUUAAACAUUUAAAAUCUGCAAGAAUUCUUCUUUUUGUGCAUUACAUUUCAACCUCACAGGAAGUUUCAACCUAAAAUGAUGUAAAUGUACUCCUGAUUCAAUGUGAACUCCUUUAUACAAUUAGAAUGACCUACAGUAAUGCUAUUAAGCUAACAGGGAUUUGAAGUGACCUCAAGAUGUCACAGGAGCUGUGUCCUCUGUCUGUGCCACAUCUAGAAAUAUGCCGGCAGAAAUGGCGUUACUCCUGCAUAAAUCAUCUUCUUCAUGUUAAGGAUGUAAAAAGACGUUGUUCUUGGUGACAUGCAAGACAAUUAGAUUAACUUUUAAAAGCAGGCCGGGCUAUGUCCUAAAUGGCUCGAAAUUGAAUAUUGCUUAAAACGGAUGAAGAAGCAGUGUCCUUUGAGUGUGAAAGACACUGGCUUCUUUCACGUUUGACGACAAUAAAUGCUUCUUUGACCUCCAAAAA
Molecule: messenger RNA, 3019 nt
Organism: Oryzias melastigma (Indian medaka)
Lineage: Eukaryota; Metazoa; Chordata; Actinopteri; Beloniformes; Adrianichthyidae
Product: protein tweety homolog 2-like
Exons: 15
Coding region: 219-1880 (553 amino acids)
Cellular component (GO): plasma membrane
Molecular function (GO): intracellularly calcium-gated chloride channel activity; volume-sensitive chloride channel activity
Source: RefSeq, a predicted model, not a curated record